GCCAGCAUUUGGCCAAACAUGUGAUCAAUAAGUUGGUGCCGAAGCACAUGAAGAACGCGACGCCGAAGAAGGCAUUAGUGCUGUCUUUCCACGGCUGGACCGGCGGGGGAAAGAACUUCGUGUCCGACAUUUUGGCCAAAAACCUGUUCCGGAGGUAUGACGAGACCGGCAAAAGUGAUUUCGUGCGACACAUGAUUUGCACCAAAUUUAAUACCAAUGAUAAGCAUCUGAUGGCGCAAUGGAUCAGAGAUAACGUGACGAAUGCCGUCAAGACGUGCGACCGCUCUCUCAUCAUAUUCGAUGAAAUGGAUAAAUUGCUUCCCGGAGUGAUCGAUGCCAUCAAACCAUUCAUUGAUUACAAUCCUGUCGUCGAUUCUGUCGAUUACAGAAAAUCUAUUUUUAUAUUCUUAAGCAACACUGGCGGCACCGCCAUCACGAAGGCGACCUACGAAUACCACUUAUCUGGCAGAGAGCGCACAGACCUCUCAAUGAAAGACUUGGAACCACUCAUCAAUUCCGGGGCUUUCAAUGAAAACGGAGGCCUUUAUAAGAGUGAUAUCGUCGAGAAGAAUCUGAUCGACGCUUUCGUACCAUUCCUUCCGUUGGAGAAAAAGCACAUAAAACUAUGUAUUUAUGAUUACCUUAGACUUCAUUACAACAAAAGCACACCAUUUGUAGAUCCCGGAGAAGAGUUCAUUAGAAAAGUUUCCGAUGAGUUGGAGUACUUCCCGCCCGACACUAAACUGUAUUCAAAAACCGGUUGCAAACGAGUCGGUAAUAAAGUGGAUGUCCUCAUGUGAUACAGUGCUGUAUAGUAUUUAUUAUACCGCACUAUAAUUCAAUUGAAUAUUGUUUUUAUUGCAAGCUUUUUAUAUGUUGAAUUAAUUUUAAAAUUUAUUCAUAAGUCACA
Oppiella nova is the source of this 910-nucleotide messenger RNA. The record is from the annotation of a GenBank genome assembly. NCBI's taxonomy places the organism in Eukaryota, Metazoa, Arthropoda, Arachnida, Sarcoptiformes, Oppiidae.